CUGCUCGCGAACCAGACCUCGGCAGCCGGACGCAGGCGGAGGCCCGGGCGGCGCGUCCUGGAGCCGCGUCUGCAGCCCGCCGCCAUGCCGGACAGCUGGGACAAGGACGUGUACCCCGAGCCCCCGCGCCGCACGCCGGAGCCCUCGCCGCGGACCUCGCUGCCCAACCCCAUCACCUACCUGACGUGGGCCUUCGACCUCCUCGUGGACCGGCCUGUGACCCUCGUGAGAGAGUUCAUAGAACAGCAGCACGCCAAGAACAAGUAUUACUAUUACCACCGGGAGUUCCGCCGCGUGCCAGACAUCACCGAGUGCAAGGAGAAGGACAUCCUGUGCAUAUUUGAAGCUGAAAUGCAAUGGAGAAGGGACUACAAAGUUGACCAGGAAAUCGUCAACAUUAUUCAGGAGAGACUUAAGGCCUGUCAGCAGCGGGAAGGUGAGAGCUACAGGCAGAACUGUGCUAAGGAGCUGGAGCAGUUCACCCAGGUGGCCAAGGCCUACCAGGACCGCUAUCACGACCUGGGGGCCCAUUAUUCUGCCAGGAAGUGCCUGGCGAAACAGAAGCAGAGAAUGUUGGCAGAGAGAAAAGCUGCGAAAGAGGCUGCUGCUGCCUGAACCGCACACACCUAGUCCCCUCCUGUGACUUUCAGUGUAUUCUGAAAUAAAGCGAUACAGCCUGCCUGGG
Messenger RNA from Carlito syrichta (Philippine tarsier), 685 nucleotides. It is a transcript of the gene NDUFB10, whose product is annotated as NADH:ubiquinone oxidoreductase subunit B10. The transcript has 4 exons. NCBI's taxonomy places the organism in Eukaryota, Metazoa, Chordata, Mammalia, Primates, Tarsiidae. The record is from RefSeq and is a predicted model, not a curated record. The coding region runs from base 85 to 615 and encodes 176 amino acids.